AUGUCUGAGACUUCAAGAACUACAUUGGAGUUUCAUCAGCCGAAGCCUCCCGCAAGUUGGACCAACCCAGGGACACUAACACUCUCGCAUGGGGAGAAAGAGUCGGACGAGGAGAAACAAGCACAUCAUGAUUUGAGUUCAACUGAUACUGUGACAUCCUCGCCAUUCCCAUCUUCUGCUUCACCUACGCCUCCUGCUGCACCUCCUGCACGGGAUGUCCACGGUCUCAAAUGGGCUUUCGCUGUUAUUGCUAUCCUAUCAAGUGUGUUUCUAUAUGCACUUGACCAGACAAUUGUCGCAGACGUGCAGCCAAAUAUCAUCUACGACUUUGAUUCGAUUGACAAGCUUCCCUGGCUGUCUGUGGCGUUCCUUCUAGGGUCGGCAAGUACAAAUCUCUUCUGGGGACGUGUAUACGGUCAUUUCAACCCAAAAUGGAUAUACGUGCUAUGUGUCGGUGUCUUUGAGGUCGGGUCUGCCGUCUGCGGCGCGGCGCCCAACAUGGAUUGUCUCAUCGUCGGACGGGCGAUAGCCGAUUUAGGGGGUGGCGGCAUGUAUCUCGGGGUCAUGAUGAUGCUGUCUAUUUUCACCACCCCGACGGAGCGCCCAAAGUAUAUUGGGGUCAUCGGAGCAGUGUUUGGUAUCGGGACGGUACUCGGGCCCGUCAUCGAAAGCGCCUUUGCAGACCAUGAAUCCGCAACGUGGCGAUGGGCCUUCUACAUUAACCUAUGCAUCGGGGGUGCUUUCUCUCCAGCAUAUUUUCUCCUUCUCCCAUCCCGUGACCUUCGCCGAGGAGUGAAGUUUUGGGAGAGGUUGAAGGCCAUUGAUUGGGUGGGCAAUGGAUUCAUGGUUGGGGCCUACAUCUCCCUGCUUAUGGCUAUCUCUUUUGGCGGCGCAACCUUUGCGUGGAACAACGGUCGCGAGAUCGCACUUUUCUGCGUCUCGGGUGUUCUGUUCAUCAUCCUGGGAGUUCACCAGGUCUGGUCGAAUCCUCAGCACCGGAUGUUUCCCGUCCAUUUCCUGAAAAGAAAGGAUCUUGUGGUACAGUUCCUGAUAGGGGCAGCCGCCGGCACCUCAUCCUUUGUGACCAUAUACUUCAUCCCCCUCUAUUUCCAGUUUGUGCAGCAUAACUCGUCUCUGCUGGCAGGGGUACGGCUGCUGCCCUUCAUUGGCGCCUUAGCCGUCUUCACUCUCCUGAACGGCCAUCUCAUGGUCCGGUGGGGCUAUUGCAUCCCCUGGUAUGCCAUCGGGUCUGCGCUAGUCAUCGCGGCCAACGCCAUGUUAAUGCAUAUCGACCUUUCCACGUCCAACGCCUUCAUCUACGGCGCCAUGGUCAUCAACGGCAUCGGCACAGGAAUGUACCUGAACGCCCAAUUUGCCCUAGUCCAGUUCCUGGUCCCGCCCCAGGAGAUCUCCAACGCCGUUGGCUUCAUCAUGUGUGCGAGAGGUGGAGGGCUUGCCAUUGCAUUAUCUAUUGGCAACUCCAUGUUCCUGAAUCUGGCACAGAACAGGAUCCAAGCACUCUUUCCCUCGAUGAAUUAUACGCAGAUUCAGAGCCUGACCUCCGGGAUUGGGAGUAGCCUUUUAGAAAGCAUGGACGAGUCAGAGCAGCAGCAGAUUUUGGGGGCGAUUGUACGUGCAAUCAGCCGGGUCUUUAUUGAGUCCUUGGUGGCUGGGUGCUUUUGUUUUGUUUUGACUCUGUUUAUGGAGAGGAGGAAGAUCAGGGUUCAUUGA
Molecule: messenger RNA, 1731 nt
Organism: Aspergillus fijiensis CBS 313.89
Lineage: Eukaryota; Fungi; Ascomycota; Eurotiomycetes; Eurotiales; Aspergillaceae
Product: putative MFS drug efflux transporter
Exons: 4
Coding region: 1-1731 (576 amino acids)
Biological process (GO): transmembrane transport
Molecular function (GO): transmembrane transporter activity
Source: RefSeq, a predicted model, not a curated record